AUGACGUACAACGACACUUUGAACAACGACCCUUCGAACAACGACAUGAGGAACAACGACAUGGCGGACAACGACAUGUCGAACAACGACAUGGCGAACAACGACAUGAGGAACAACGACAUAAUCAUCAACGACAUGACACACACCGACAUGACGAACAACGACACGAGGAACAACGACACGAGGAACAACGAGAUGGCGAACAACGACACGAGGAACAACGACAUGAGGAACAACGACAUGAGGAACGUCGACACGAGGAACAACGACAUGACGAACAACGACACGAGGAACAACGACACGAGGAACAACAACAUGGCGAACAACGAUACGAGGAACAACGACAUGGCGAACAACGACACAAGGAACAACGACACGAGAAACACCGACAUGGCGAACAACGACACAAGGAACAACGACACGAGAAACAACGACACGAGGAACAACGACACGAGGAACAACGACAUGGCGAACAACGACACGAGGAACAACGACACGAGGAGAAAUGGUACGAAGAACAACGCAUCGAGGAACAACGACACGAGGAACGACACGAGGAACAACGACACAAAGGAAAACGACACAAGGAACAACGACACAAGGGAAAACGACACAAGGGACAACGACACAAAGGAAAAAGACACAAGGGACAACGACACAAAGAACAACGACACAAGGAACAACGACACAAGGGACAACGACACAAGGGAAAACGACACAAAGAACAACGACACAAAGAACAACGACACAAGAGACAACGACACAAGGGACAACGACACAAGGAACAACGACACGAGGAACAACGACACGAGGGACAACGACACGAGGGACAACGACACGAGGGACAACGACACAAGGAACAACGACACAAGGAACAACGACACAAGGGACAACGACACAAGGGAAAACGACACAAGGGACAACGACACAAGGGACAACGACACAAGGGACAACGACACAAGGGACAACGACACAAAGGAAAACGACACAAGGGACAACGACACAAGGGAAAACGACACAAGGGACAACGACACAAGGAACAACGACACAAGGGACAACGACACAAGGGACAACGACACAAGGAACAACGACACAAGGGAAAACGACACAAGGGACAACGACACAAGGGAAAACGACACAAGGAACAACGACACGAAGAACAACGACACAAGGGAAAACGACACAAGGGACAACGACACAAGGAACAACGACACAAAGAAGAACGACACAAGGAACAACGACAGGAGGAGCAACGACAGGAGGAGCAACGUCACGAGGAACAACGACACAAAGAACAACGACACAAGGAACAACGACAGGAGGAACAACGACAGGAGGGACAACGACAGGAGGAAGAACGACACAAAGAACAACAAUACAAAGGAAAACGACACAAGGAACAACGACAGGAGGAACAACGACACAAGGAACAACGAUACAAAGGAAAACGACACAAGGAACAACGACACAAGGGACAACGACAGGAGGGACAACGACAGGAGGAACAACGACACAAGGAACAACGACACGAGGGACAACGACACGAGGGACAACGACACGAGGAACAACGACACAAGGAACAACGAUACAAGGAACAACGACACGAGGAACAACGACACGAGGAACAACGACACAAGGAACAACGACACAAGGGACAACGACACGAGGGACAACGACACGAGGGACAACGACACGAGGAACAACGACACGAGUAACAACGACACGAGGAACAACGACACGAGGAACAACGCCUCGAGGAACAAUGCCACGAGGUCCAAUGACACGAGAAACAAUAACACGAGGAACAACGACACGAGGAACAACGACACGAGGAACAACGACACGAGGAACAAUGACACGAGGAACAACGACACGAGGUCCAAUGACACGAGGAACAAUGACACGAGGACGUCAACUCGAGAAACAAAGACAUGUCAAACCACGAGACGGAACAACCAAACAAGGAACAUCGACACGAGAAACAACGACACGAGGAAUAAAGACACAAAUGAUAACGACACGAGAAACAACGACACGAGGAAUAAAGACACAACUAAUAACGUCACGAGAAACAACGUCACAAUGACAACGACCUGCGGAACAAAUACGCGGCAAACCACGAGACGGGGAACAACGGAACAAGGAACAUUGACACAAGGAACAACGACUCAAGAAACAACGUCACACGGACAACGACACCAGGAAAUAAUACACGGCAAACCACGAGACGGGGAACAUCGGCACGAGGACAAGCAACACGAGGAAAAACGAAGCGACGAGCAACCACAUGAGGAAAAAAACGACACAACGAACCACGAAACGAGGAGCAACGACACGAGGAACAGCAACACGUGGUACAUUGUCACAAGGAAAUACGAAACGAGGAAUAACGGCACAAGAAACAACGGCACGAGCAACAGCGACACAAGCAACAGCAACACGAGGUAA
Mya arenaria is the source of this 2448-nucleotide messenger RNA. Its product is annotated as probable cyclin-dependent serine/threonine-protein kinase DDB_G0292550. The transcript has 3 exons. Bases 1 to 2448 code for a protein of 815 amino acids. NCBI's taxonomy places the organism in Eukaryota, Metazoa, Mollusca, Bivalvia, Myida, Myidae. The record is from RefSeq and is a predicted model, not a curated record.